Polyodon spathula (Mississippi paddlefish) is the source of this 1916-nucleotide messenger RNA. RefSeq names its product E3 ubiquitin-protein ligase RNF135-like. The coding region runs from base 130 to 1800 and encodes 556 amino acids. The transcript is spliced from 6 exons. Gene Ontology annotation, molecular function: zinc ion binding; protein binding. NCBI's taxonomy places the organism in Eukaryota, Metazoa, Chordata, Actinopteri, Acipenseriformes, Polyodontidae. The record is from RefSeq and is a predicted model, not a curated record.
AGUUUACAGUACCGGUAUGUAAACCAACGGGCUGCUGUAGAUAGACGUCAUUUGACAGCAACCUUAAAACUAUUUUAAGUUUCGGUUUCCUGGGUUUCAUAGGUGCGGGACAGUUUCGUUGGCAUAACAAUGGAAACUAGCGUUACAUCACAGGCUACAGCCAUGGCAUCGACUCAGGAGCUCGAGUGUGUGAUAUGCACCGAAUUAUUUAGAGAUCCGACCACGUUACGCUGCGGGCACAGUUAUUGCAUGGAGUGUAUCAUCGAGUUCCGUGAGUCCAAAAACAACAAAUACAACCAGUACAGCUGCCCAAUAUGCAAGGACCCACUGGGGAAAGAACCCCAGCUCAAGAAGAACACUGCACUGUGCGCCUUAGUCGAGUUAGCGUUACGCAUAACUGCAGAACAGAGGAAGCCUCGGAGACCUACCGCCUCCGAGCAGGGGAACCGCGACCCCCUGCGCGACCCCUGCAACACAGCGGCGUGUCUCACCAGCAAGGUGUCGUGCUGCCCCGAGGACGGUAAAACGCAUGAAAAAGAACAUUUAAAAAGCUGCAAAAUCCUGUGCAGCAAGCACCCGAAAUUCAUCGAGUUUGUGUGCGAUACCGACGGGGAAUAUCUGUGCGUGGAUUGCGUGGCUGCGCAUCCCGCGUGUAGUUGCAGCAGUGUGCAGGGAGCGUUUGAGAAAAAAAAAGAGACCCUGAAAAGAAAGCUAGCGUCGGUGACAUCUGCCGUCCAAACAAUAGAGGAGAGCCUGGCAAAGAGGGGCAAAGAAAAACGCGAGAUCGAGGAAUCUGCUGCAAGGACAAACGAGUCACUCAGCAGAGAGUUUGCAGAGUUGAGACAGAUUUUGGAGGAGAGAGAGAAGGCAGCGCUGAAUGCCGUCAGUAGCAGUGGGAAGGCGGCCAGCAGCCGGGUGUCAGAGAUCAUUCAGGGUCUGAGCUCAGCCCGGUACGCCCUGCAGAGAAAGAAGAGCGAGUUGGAGAUGGUGAAUGUGAAAGACUGGUUUGAAUUUUUGAGGACCGAUCUGCCUGAGUCUGAAGAGAGUUCCCUUGCUGUGGAUGAACAGAGCGCAGCUCAGAUCCAGGAGCAGGUGUCUGCAGUGAAGGAUGCCAUCGCUGCCCUGAAGGAGGAUGUUCAGUCUAAACUGGACAACGCCAUAAAGGCUUUGCAAGCCCAGCAAACCCAAACAGGAGAAAUUAUAGAAGCUGUUCCAGAAUCAGAAGUUGCUGAGCCUGAAAAUGAUACUGCCUCAAAAAGAUCGGCUGAACUUAUCCAGUGUUUUGCCAACCUCACCUUUGACCCAAACACAGCCCAUAAGCACCUGGCACUGUCAGAAGGAAACCGCAAAGUGACGGUGAAGCCCAAUAACCGGAGAGUUCCAGACAUGCCACAGCGCUUCACAGUUAGCCAGGUCAUGGCUUCCACAGGCUUCUCUGAGGGCUGCCACUACUGGGAGGUGAACACCCGUCUCAGCAAAGGCUGGGCCAUCGGGAUAGCCUACCAGCGGCUGGGACGCGAAGCCACACUGGGGAGGAACGCCCUCUCGUGGUGCGUGGAGUGGAGCAGCUCACGCCUCUCCGCCUGGCACGGCAGCGUGGAAGUCAGGCUUCCUCAGGGGCAGCCCUCUGGGAUAGGGGUCCACUUGAAGUGUGACGAGGGCAGGGUGAGGUUCUACGCCGUGUCUGAGACAGAGACCCUCCUGCACACCUUUGAGGUGCGGUUUAAUGAGCCGGUUUUUCCAGUGUUUUGGUUGUAUGGGCUGGAUAAGGGUAAUGCUUUGUCUUUUGUGGAGCCGUAGUAAGGGAGAGACUCUGGUGGAAGAAGUCUGGAUAAUAUGUGUGUGAAUGUAUAACUUGAUGUCUUUCAAUGAUCUUACAAUAAGUGCAAUAAAUUAAUAAAUAAAAGCUCAUCUUG